AUGGCGACCAUGCCGAUUGAAAAAGCGCCGCACCAUGCACUCACAACUGGCGAAUCGGAGAAAACAGCAGCUGAGACCGCUGCGCCCCUCCCAGAACUUGCGCCCACUGACACGCCACGGCAGAAGUGGUACCAAUGGUUUUCUCCAAGCGACACUCCGGAGGAGCGGCGGCUGAUCAUGAAACUCGAUGGCCUCAUCAUGGUAUUCGUUUUUCUUGCGUACUGGGCCAAGGUUCUUGAUUCCUCUGCGACGAGUGCGGCAUAUGUGAGUGGGAUGAAGGAGGAUUUGAAGCUCUAUGGCAACGAGUUGAAUUACUUGAACACCACCUACAUGGUUGGCUUCAUCACACUCCAGGUUCCUCUCACGGUUUUGAUGACGCGCUUCUCGGCCACCUACUUUAUCCCUGGUGCAGACCUCAUCUGGGGUGUUCUCACUCUUGUGCAAUACAAAGUCACCAACGUGCAACAACUAUACGUCAUUCGGUUCUUUGUGGGUGCUGCAGGCAGCCUCUUCUUUCCUGCGGUUCAGUGGUACCUAGGAUGCUGGUAUAAGAGAUCAGAGCUGAGUCGUCGGGGAGCUCUAUUCUUUAUUGCCAGCCAAGUCGGGAGUAUGAGCUCUGGGUACAUUCAGAGCGGCGCUUACUCAAGCUUGAAUGGAAGGCAUGGCAUCGAAGGCUGGCGAUGGCUCUACAUUAUCUGUUUUGCGUGCACUAUCCCAGUCGCCGUCCUGGGCUUUGUCGCACUCCCUAGCCAUCCGAACAAGAGCAAACCAGGAAUCUUGACAGAACGCGAGAUUCAGUUGGCUCGUGAGCGUAUGGCCUCGGAGCACAGAGAGCCUCCGAAACCUCUCACUAUCCCGGUCAUCCGUAACGUCUUGUCUGGGUGGCAUUUCUGGGUGCUUGUGUCCUUUGCAUUCUUCUUCUCCCAAGCCGACGGCGUCUCAAGUCAGAGUGGACUGGCACUUUGGCUCAAAGCCGAAGGCUACGGCGUGGAGUCGAUCAACACUAUCACGACGGUUUCGCCGGCCGUUACCAUCGUCUCAUCUAUUAUCUGUGGCAUUCUUUCUGAUGCCUAUGACGCCAAAGUUUCACUCAUUGCUGGUACUGCGUUCCUCAAUAUCUUUGCGAGCAUCGUCCUUGCGAUUUGGCAUGUUCCUACUGGGCUGAAGUUCUUUGCCUUCUUCCUUGCAGGCGUUUGGAAGACAGUCGAUGCACCGCGAUAUCUCAUCGGAUAUAACUGGACUAUUGCCCUCGAUGUGUGUAUGGUGGCCAUGUUGUUCGUUUUGAGGUCCUUCUGGAACCGCGAGCGCAAGACUCUGUCGACAGCCUAA
Molecule: messenger RNA, 1329 nt
Organism: Fusarium falciforme
Lineage: Eukaryota; Fungi; Ascomycota; Sordariomycetes; Hypocreales; Nectriaceae
Product: MFS domain-containing protein
Exons: 5
Coding region: 1-1329 (442 amino acids)
Biological process (GO): transmembrane transport
Cellular component (GO): membrane
Molecular function (GO): transmembrane transporter activity
Source: RefSeq, a predicted model, not a curated record